AUGAUAAGAAGCAUUGUGGAAGCUCAGGAACUCAAUCCACCUGCAUCAGAGUUUAAUAAACACGCUGUAAUUCAGCCUGUCUUGCUGCACGGAAGAACUAAAAGAGAAAUAUCCACUACCAGAAAAACGGGAGGUGAACAUCAUUUAGAGGUGAUAUUAAAGGUUCCUAUUGACGAUGAGGAGUAUUUACUUGAUCUACAACUAAACCAGCAUCUGGUGACAGAGAAUCAUGUACUCAGUUAUCAGCAAAACGGCAAGACUGUGGUAUAUAAACCUAAGAAAGAUGCCAUGAACUUGUGCUACUACAGGGGGUCGGUGCGCGAGAAGCCGGGCUCGUGGGCAGCAGUGUCUACAUGUCGUGGCAUCCAGGGCAUAGUAUUCGACGGCGAGAGACUAAAAUACAUCGAACCAGUGCAAGGAGGUGAUGUCAAUGCUGAGCACUACUUGUACGAUCACGCCGAUCUGACUGAGUCGCAUCCGCAGAGGUACGAUUACGGGCUUAAUAACAACUCUCUGUUUAAGCAGAAAAGUUUAAGGGACAGAUUCAAAAGAUAUGCUCCAGAUCCAAGUUAUCACUUAGUCCGUGGUCCGUAUACAGCCAACGAGCGUUCUCUCUACGUGGAACUAGCGCUAGUAGCGGACAGUAGACUCUUUCAAGUUCACAACUUUGAUCUGCGUUCCGUCCACAGAGAGAUGACGCUUAUUGCUAAUCAUAUGAAUGCGGUAUUUUCUCCGUUAAACAUCUUUAUUGCUUUGGUCGGCGUGGAGGUUUGGAACGACUACGACGAAAUAUUGCUGCCCGAUGACUCGCUUACAGUUUUGAAUAAUUUUUUGGAGUACAGAAGAAACGUGAUGGUUAAAAAAAAUAUAUUGAAUGACUUCGCGUUUUUACUUACAGUCCAGAAAUUCGAAGGUACAGUGAUCGGUAAAGCAUAUGUGCAGAAAAUAUGUAGUCAUAAAUCUUCCGGUGGAGUUGGGAAUUAUCAUACAUCGGUCACUGGCCUCCUCGCUAUGACAGUAGCUCAUGAGUUGGGUCAUAGCUUCGGAAUGAGCCACGACGAGGAUAGUAAUUGUGAAUGUCAAAAAAAUAAAUGUGUCAUGAGUUCUACAUCUACGGAGAUUAUACCAACUGCUUGGUCGUCUUGCAGCCUGAGUUCUUUAGCACUAUCAUUUUCAAAAGGACUGGAUUAUUGUUUAAGAAACAAACCGAAGAGUAUAUUCGAUUCUUCGACAUGUGGCAACGGAUUCGUGGAGCCUGGCGAGCAGUGCGACUGUGGCGCGCCAGCUGUGGGGGACUCUCACAACUCUUGCAGAGCGUGCUGCGACCCUAGAACCUGCCUGCUCAGAGAGAAUGCUACCUGUAGCACUGGUAUGUGCUGCGAUCUUAAGACAUGUCGUCCAAUGGCGGUGGGUACUGUAUGCCGAUCUGCUAAGAGUGAGUGUGAUUUGCCGGAGUACUGCACGGGACAAUCCGAAUACUGUCCGGAUAAUGUGUAUAAAAUGGACACGAUACCUUGUGGUAGCGGUGAAGAGACCGCGUACUGCGUAAAAGGCGGUUGCCGCUCACACUCGGACCAGUGUCGUCUACUGUGGGGCUCAUCUGGCAAGUCCUGUCCCAAUGAUAUUUAUAACCACAAUAUGAAAGCUGGAUAUGGCGGCUGCGGCUUUGAUCGUUUAUCAAAUACUAACCAGCAGUGCGAGAAACAUGACGUCAUGUGCGGCAGGGUCCUUUGCACGCAUCUCUCGAAGUCUUCCAGAAGCACCGGUGAUCUCCAAAUCGGUUCAGAGAACAGUGUACAUUACGUUUCUUUAAAAUCUUCUGAAAGAAUUCUCACGUGUUUCGCGGCUUCCGUUGAUCUGGGAUUGAGCGUCGUAGAUUUCGGUAUGGUGCCAGACGGUGCAAAAUGCGGUGAUGGAAUGAUGUGUCUUCAGCAAGAAUGCGUGUCGGUGGAUACCGUGAGAGAAAGGAUUGCUCAUGUUGACUCGUCAGUAUGUCCCUCUGACUGUUCAAGCCAUGGUGUCUGUAACUCUUUGGGACACUGUCACUGCGAACCGGGCUUUGCCCCACCUUUGUGCGCGGAGCCAGGCGCCGGCGGGUCUUAUGACUCUGGACCCGCUUCUGAUGAAAGUAGUGACAGCUGUCAAAUUUCAAAGUUGUCACUCGCACGAAAAAAAAGAUUCUUCAAGUGCCCUCUUACUGAGACACCUUUAGUUCAGGAAUCAGUUCUGAGAAAAUUAAUGGUGGCUUUGUACGUGAUAUUCCUCGGCGUUGUGCCUGCGAUCGCGUUGAUCUUAAUCAUCAUAUUCUGUUACCGAAACAAAGGUUUUGAAUGGAAAUACAAAUUUAAAAUGAGCUUUAAAUCAAGAGAAAACAAGAAUUUUAAAAAUAAUCUUGGUGAAGAUGAUUCUCCAAUAUAUGCAAAUACUGAAAUCAUUUCCAGUUUCUCCCAUAACAGAAACGCCAAUACAGAUACCAACUGCAGUUCCUCUGCAAUCCGUCCAAUAUAUGCAAACAUUGAAGAAAUUUCAAAUCAAUCAAAUCGGAAAAGUCCACGCUAUACUUCUAAUGUUAAUGGCAGUCAGAAGAAAAUCCCACCCGUAAAAGAAUUAAAACCAACAACUAGAAGUGAUUACAAAAUGGUUAGUACCGAAAUUGGUCAAAUUAAUCUGCGGCCGCUGGCGAAACCUGGGCCCAGUUUGGACAACUUGCCAAUUAAAAAUCGACCAAUAGUCGUUCACAUUAAAGGCUUAAAUUCUACGACCAAUACAAUGGUGGGGAAAAUUCAGCAUCGUAGCUAUAAUGUAGGUAAUAGUGAUGAUGUAAAUAAGUAA
This is a messenger RNA of Arctia plantaginis, 2832 nucleotides long. NCBI's taxonomy places the organism in Eukaryota, Metazoa, Arthropoda, Insecta, Lepidoptera, Erebidae. The record is from the annotation of a GenBank genome assembly.